CAGUGUCACUCCUCAGAAUGAACACAUGUAGAAAUGUGCCUGCACAGACACCGACGUCAGAGGACUGGCAGGUCUCAGGGAGCGUUUCAAGAAGAUUCUGACUGAUCGAGCCUCCUGAGAGAAACUUUGGCGAACUUCUGCAGCAAGCAGCGAACUUUGCUGUGAUUUGAUUCCGGCUCCCAUCACUUCUUUUCUUUUUUAAAAUUCAGCCACAAAGUCGAACGGCCUCUCCUGACCUCUUUCGGGAUCCUUUACCCCCCACACACGGAUUUUUCAAUUAACAUCGGUUUUGGACGUACUUUGAGUGGAUAUGAUGCCUCCGAUCGGAUCGGAGAAGCGGGCUGCGCUCUGCCGGGUUUGGGCUCUGGCUUUUGCGCUGCUGGCGUGCGUUGCUUCGGUGACUGGAUGCCCACACAAGUGCAGCUGCUCCGGGUCGCAUGUGGACUGCCAGGGUCUGGGUUUGAAGACUGUGCCUAAAGGAAUACCGAGGAAUGCCGAGCGCCUGGAUCUGAACAGAAACAACAUCACCAGAAUCACUAAAGUGGACUUCUCUGGCAUCAAGAACCUCAGGAUUCUUCAUCUGGAGGACAACCAAAUCAGUGUUGUUGAGAGAGGAGCCUUCCAAGACCUCAGACUGCUGGAGAGACUUCGCCUGAACAGAAACAAACUCCAGUUCCUCCCAGAGCUCCUCUUCCAGUCCAACCCUAAACUAGGCCGACUAGACCUCAGCGAGAACCAGAUCCAGGCGGUUCCGAGGAAAGCUUUCAGAGGAAUCACGAGUGUCAAGAACCUGCAACUGGACAGCAACCACAUCAGCUGCAUUGAAGAUGGAGCUUUCCGAGCGCUGCGCGAUCUGGAGAUUCUCACCCUCAACAACAACAACAUCACCCUCAUCCCCCUGUCCAGCUUCAACCACAUGCCCAAGCUGCGGACGCUGCGUCUGCACUCCAACAACCUCCACUGUGACUGUCACCUGUCGUGGCUCUCUGACUGGCUCCGAGCCAGGCGGGGCUUGGCUCCCUUCACCCAGUGCAUGGCCCCCGCCCACAUGAGAGGCCUGAAUGUCCCAGACGUGCAGAAGAAGGAAUUUGUCUGCAACGGUCCAGCACAGACAGAGUCGAGGGCUUGUGUUCCUCAGGUAGCCGUGUGUCCGCCCAGCUGCAGCUGCAACAACAACAUAGUUGACUGUCGUCGUAAAGGUCUCACCGAAAUACCAGCCAACCUCCCCGAGGGCAUCGUGGAGAUUCGUUUGGAGCAGAACUUGAUUAAAAGUGUCCCGGCAGGAGCCUUUUCCACCUACAAGAAGCUCAAGAGGAUUGAUUUGAGUAAGAACCAGAUUUCUGACAUUGCCGCCGACUCCUUCAGUGGCCUUCGCUCACUCACCUCACUGGUGUUGUACGGCAACAAGAUCACAGAGCUGCCCAAGGGAUUGUUUGAUGGACUGGUUUCCCUGCAGCUACUGCUGCUGAACGCCAACAAGAUUAACUGUUUGAGAGUCAACACCUUCCAAGACCUGCAGAACCUCAACCUGCUGUCGCUGUACGACAACAAACUGCAGACGAUCAGCAAAGGACUGUUUGCCCCUCUGCGCUCCAUCAAGACUCUUCAUCUGGCCCAGAAUCCCUUUAUGUGUGACUGUCACCUGAAGUGGCUGGCCGACUACCUGUUUGACAACCCCAUCGAGACGAGCGGAGCUCGCUGCAGCCACCCGAGGAGGCUGGCUAACAAACGCAUCAGCCAGGUUAAAGGGAAGAAGUUCAGGUGCACAGGUCAGGAGGACUAUCGCAGCCGUCUGAGUGGCGAGUGUUUCCAGGAUCUGGUGUGUCCGGAGAAAUGUCGCUGUGAAGGCACCGUGGUCGACUGCUCCAAUCUCAAACUGACCCGUGUACCUCCACACAUCCCCGAGCACACCACAGACCUGAGGUUAAACGACAACGAGAUUGCCGUCCUGGAGGCUGCGGGGACGUUUAAGAAGUUGCCUAACCUGAGGAAGAUCAACCUGAGCAACAACAAGCUGAGGGACAUCCGCGAUGGUGCGUUCGACGGAGCGGGUGGAGUUUUGGAGCUGCUGCUGACGGGGAACAAGCUGACCGGACUGCAGGGACGCAUGUUCAGAGGCCUCGUUGGCCUGAAAACUCUGAUGCUGAGGAGCAACCAGAUCACCUGCAUUGACAACAGCACAUUCACGGGCCUGAGCUCUGUGCGUCUGCUGUCGCUGUACGACAACAAGAUCUCCAGCAUCGCCCCAGGAGCCUUCUCCACCCUGCACUCCCUCUCCACCAUUAACCUCCUGUCCAACCCGUACGUGUGUGACUGUCACUUGGCCUGGCUCGGACAGUGGCUGAAGAAGACGAGGGUGGUCAGCGGAAACCCUCGCUGCCAGAAGCCGGCCUUCCUCAAGGAGAUCCCCAUCCAGGACGUCGCCACCCCAGACUUCACAUGUGACGGUGCUGAGGAUAAUGGUUGUCUUCCUGCGUCUGGUUGUCCUGACGUCUGCACGUGCUCAGACACCGUGGUGCGAUGCAGCAACAGAGGGCUGCACUCUCUGCCCAAGGGCAUUCCCAAGGACACCACGGAGCUUUACCUGGAGGGUAAUAUGCUGACAUCUGUGCCCAAGGAGCUGGCAUUCCUGAAGCAGCUGUCACUGGUGGACCUGAGCAACAACAGCAUCAGCACGUUGGCCUCGUACACCUUCAACAACAUGACUCAGCUAGCCACACUCAUCCUGAGUUAUAACCAGAUCCGCUGCAUCCCGGUCCAUGCCUUUGACGGGCUCAAGGCGCUUCGCCUGCUCACCCUCCACGGCAACGACCUUUCAACCAUACCAGAAGGAGCUUUCAACCACCUCACCUCUCUGUCCCACCUGGCUCUGGGUGCCAACCCUCUGUACUGUAACUGUGACCUGCGCUGGCUCUCUCAGUGGGUCAAGGCUGGCUUCAAAGAGCCCGGCAUCGCUCGUUGUACCGGACCUCCUGACAUGGCCGACAGGCUCCUGCUCACCACGCCGCUCAACAAGUUUCAGUGUAAAGGUCCCGUAGAUAUCAGCCUGAUGUCAAAGUGCGCCCCCUGCCUGGCAGCGCCCUGCCAAAACAACGGCACCUGUGUCUCUGAUGCUACCGGAUCCUACCACUGCACCUGUCCGUACGGAUUCAAGGGUCAGAACUGUGAAAUACCCAUCAAUGCCUGCAUUAGCUUCCCCUGCUCUAACGGAGGAACCUGCCACAUCCAGACCAGCCACGGAGACCACUUCAGCUGUGUGUGUCCACCAGGUUACGAGGGCCAACGUUGUGAAAUAAACCCAGACGACUGUGAAGACAACGACUGUGAGAACAACUCCACCUGCAUCGACGGGAUCAACAACUACACCUGCGUCUGUCCACCGAACUACACAGGCGACCUGUGCGAGGAGGUGGUCGACCAUUGUCUCCAAGGUUUCGAUCCCUGCCAGCACGACUCGAAGUGCGUCCAAGUUGGCCGAAGUUACAGGUGUGAGUGUUUACCGGGCUACGUGGGCCAACACUGUGAGCAGGACUACAAUGACUGUCUGGAGAAUAAAUGUCAACACGGAGCCGAGUGCGUGGACGCCGUCAACGGCUAUACGUGCGUCUGCAAAGAGGGUUUCAGCGGCCUGUUCUGCGAGAACCCUCCACCAAUGAUCCUGCUCCAGACCAGCCCCUGCGACCAAUCGGACUGCCAGAACGGCGCCCAGUGCCUGGUGGUCGCCGGGGAGCCCGUGUGCCGCUGCAUGCCCAGUUUCUACGGCAACAAAUGCGACAAGAUGGCCACGGUUCACUUCCUGGGUCGGGAUGGGUACGUGGAGCUUCCCGGCGCGAAGCUCCGUCCCACGGCUCAUAUUUCACUGCAGGUGGCUACAGAUAAAGACAACGGUAUUCUGCUGUAUAAGGAGGACCAUGACCCGCUGGCGCUGGAGCUGUACCAGGGGCACAUACGACUCAUCUACGACAUCACCAACUACCCACCCACCACUGUGUACAGCGUGGAGUCGGUGAACGACGGGCUUUUCCACACGGUCGAGCUGUUGAUUCAGAACCGCUCGCUGAGCCUCGUGGUGGAUAACGGUGCCCCAAAGAGCAUGGGCAAGCUCGCACGGCAGCCCUCCGUCGACCACAACACCCAGCUUUACAUCGGAGGUGUACCACCCCAGGUGGUGGCCUCAGGUCUGCGACCCGGCCCUGAGCGCUCCCCUCAGACUUUUAACGGCUGCAUCCACAACGUCCGGAUAAACGGUGAGCCUCAAGACCUGAGUUACCGAGCGGCGGGAGGAGCGCGGACACAAGGCUUCGAGGGAAAGGCUGAUGCCAUUCUUCCAGGGUGUCAUUCCUGCAGUGUGUGUGCCCAGGGUCCGUGCAGGGAGGGCGGAGAGACGGGGGUCACAUGUGACUGUCCACCAGGACGCAGCGGGGCUCUUUGUGAUCAGACAACAGCACCGAACCCCUGUCAGAACAGCAGAUGUGCUCAUGGCACGUGUGUGCCGAAGGGUCAGUCCUACAGCUGUAAGUGCAGCGAAGGCUACCAGGGUCAGUACUGCGAUCGACGGCAGGAGCCUCCAGCCUGCAGAGGGAUGCGCUGUGGACACGGGGAGUGUCGCGUGUCAGAAGGAGGAGAGCCUGUCUGCCUCUGUCAGCCAGGAUACACCGGACCCACCUGUGAAGCAGAGUUUAAAUGUCAAGGGGAGAUGGUGAGGGAGCAGCUGAAGCGCCACCAGCCAACGAGAACGUGCACGUCCACCAGCAAGAUCCCCCGCAUGGACUGUCCCCGGUCCUGCCAGGCGGCGGUACCCUCGGGCAUUUGCUGCGGCGUCACCAAGACCAGGAGGAGGAAGGCGGUGUUCCGCUGCACCGACGGCACCUCGUACUCCGAGGAGAUGGAAACCGCUCUGGAAUGUGGCUGCUCCAAGUGCCCGUUGUAACAGCACCAGCAGCAGUUUGUCCUUGUUAGUUUGUUUUUGUUUUUUUUUGCAACACCCACCGCUGCCGUUUUGUGAAUUCUACACGUCAACGAGGCCGUCGCUCUGAGUUUUUGGUUUGUUUUUUUCCUCCACGCUGACGAGCACCAACAUUAUGUGAUUUUUUUGUUUUUUUUAAAAUCUUUUUGUUUCACACAUUCAGUUUGACCGCCGCCAAUUUGCUGCCAAGAAGAAAACCACAAACGAAAAACAAAAAUGGGACGUGGAUGUGUGCGUGUUUUUUUUUUUUUGACAGAGAGAAAAUAUAUUGUAAGAUAUAAGUGAGAAAAAACAUAGAACUUAUUUUUAUUAUGGAUUUUUUUUUCUAAAAGAUGAUAAAAGGACUGAUAAGUUGUUGUUUUUUUUUAAUAUGUUGAUUAUAUAUUGUGUUACAUAGUAUGAAAAGUUAUUUUGUACCUUGUACGGAGUAAAAAUACACAGCAAAAUAGAUUAACAUUCCUUAAAAAGUAUAUGAAUUUAUAUGUAUGUAUAAAUCUAUAUAAAUAUAUACCCUAACCCAAUGAAUUUUAUAUUUUCCAAGUGUAUUUGCAUGAUGUUAAUGUGAGUGCUGAUGUGUGGGAGGCUUUGGACACUGAGAGAGAAGAGCUCCGAUCCACGACAAAGGAAAGAAGGUGGCAGAGUUUCUGUCGGCCUCUCUCUCUUGGAGACAAAAUAAAAAGGGAACUGUUCGUGCCCAGCUAACCUGCUUCACUAUAUAAUGGACAUCUUCCUCACACGUGAGUCCUUUUGAGCAAAAACAAAAA
Larimichthys crocea (large yellow croaker) is the source of this 5730-nucleotide messenger RNA. RefSeq names its product slit homolog 3 (Drosophila) (gene slit3). The record is from RefSeq and is a predicted model, not a curated record. NCBI's taxonomy places the organism in Eukaryota, Metazoa, Chordata, Actinopteri, Sciaenidae. Gene Ontology annotation, biological process: negative chemotaxis; axon guidance. Bases 311 to 4930 code for a protein of 1539 amino acids. Gene Ontology annotation, molecular function: Roundabout binding; heparin binding; calcium ion binding. The transcript is spliced from 39 exons.